CACGGGGCCGUAUCCAGGCCGUCCGUGGUGACCAAACUCAGCGCAGGCCGAGCCCGUGGGGCGGCAGGGCCCAGCAGCGCGGUGCCGGCGGGAGGCUGGCGGCGGUUGGCGGGGCCGCGGGGGCGGGCUGUCUGCCGGAAGCACCGGCGGCAGCGGCGGCGGAUGGAGGCCGAACCGGAGCGGGCGGGGGCGCCGCGCCGUGGGGUCGUCGCCGGGCUGCUAAGGAUGGGCCGUCGAGCCCGCCAGGACCUCUUGCCGGAUGAGAACGUCAAUAGGAAGAAUUCCUCGUCUGCUUCUCUCGGAGAGGAUGAAGACCCUGAGGAAAAGGUUGACCAUGGUCCACCGCCUAAACCACCACGCAGACAAGGAGGCUGGGCAGAUGAUCCUGUACUGGCACCUACCAAGUCAGGAAGAAAGCAUGGAGAAGAAGUAGAAGACCAUCGUCUCAGACAGCAGAGCCUGGAGACGUCAGAUGAUGGAGGAGACAUUCCCGUGAUCCCUGACUUGGAGGAGGUCCAAGAGGAAGAUCUGGCCAUGCAAUUGGCAGCUCCCCCCAGUGUGCAGGUGAAUCGAGUGCUGACCUAUUAUGACCUAGACAAAGAUUUAAUGAAGUAUGCUGCCUUUCAGACUCUGGACGGAGAGGUUGACCUGAAACUUCUUACCAAAGUUUUGGCACCAGAACAUGAACUACAAGAGGACGAUGUCAGCUGGCAUUGGGAUCAUCUCUUCACAGAAGUGUCCUCAGAACUAGUGACUGACUGGGACCUAGGACACUCUGAAAAAGAGGACCACCUCAGUCUGCCCUAGGGCACUGACACCCCAGAUAUCCAUACAUCUAUCUCCUUUAUAAUAGCUUAGCACUUUAACUUUCUCUUCAUCUGCUUGUAUUUGAGAAUGGAUUUCAGAUGUGAAAGUAAAUAGGACUUUGCUUCAUAGGAAAACUGGCUCCAGAGAAGUUUGGGGUAUUUUGUAGUAAGAAUCUUUGUCCUCAAAAAAGAUAGGAAUUCUAAACAUGAUAAAAUACUGACCUACCAGCAGUCACUUCCACCUGGCUAGUGCCUUUCCUCUACAGCAAUGCAGCCUGGCAAGAGUGGACCAUCUUACAAUGGAGAGUGCUUUCCAGUGGUGGCCAUCAGAGAAGCCUAGGCUGAUACAGUUUGUUUGUCUAGGACAUCAAGGUUGCUGUCUUCCUCACAAGAGAUGCCACAAGUUGUUAGGAUGCCCAUUUUACAUUUCGUCCCACAGCCUCCAGCCAUUCCCUGCCAGUUUGGUAUCUCACCUGGAACAUUACCUCUGUAUUGACUCAGUGGAAGCAGCAUCACUUAUUGAACUGCCAACACCACUUCAUGUAGCAUCUUUCUUUUCCCCUUGAGGUUUCCCAGCUAAAUUCUGACUAAGCCUAACCCUACUUAGCUUUUGCAAUCAGGUGAGAUCAGAGCCUGAACAGAGAUAGCUUCAGGCAAUAGGUAGUUUACAAAGAAAAUGCUGUUUAUUCCAGGCAUGUGAAAGAAUGGAGCCUGCUGCUCUGAAACUCCCUGGUGGGUAUCUCCUUGGAACCAAGUAACCAACUCUUAUCAUCAUCCAAAGAAAAAUCCAUUUAGCUUUCAAUGCAUUGUCCCCAUAGGCUCAUGGCCAUUAUUUGCAGGAAACAGUUCCAUUACUUCUAAGCCAAUGUCCUCCAAAGCCUUGUCCCACUGGAGAAUCUUGCUCUACUUGUGAGGGGCAGUACAGGUUCUGGGAGGAAGGCUUGCUGUGCUGCUUUUCUUAGCUUAUUUGAUCAAUUGGAGCACUGCAUUCCCACUCUUGUACUGACAGCAGGACAGGUCAAAUAACUCACUGUGAAUUCACUACUCCACAAAAUUUCAUGUCAGAGUUCAUAUGCCAGAAAACGCUACCAACAAGAGAGAAGCAAUUAGGUUUCACUGUGGGGCCACCAAAAUACAGGAAGGCUCAUCUGUCUCAAGAGACACUAAGAAAUUUACAACCAAAAAAUCUCAUCUGUAAACUAGAGGAAGAGAUGAGCCAGAAUCUUGGAAGGCCAGUGUAUGGAGUGUAAUCCUGAAGUCUUUCUCUGAGCAGAGAAACCUGUUUUGCUAUGAAUGAGAACUAAAGUAGUUUGUUGAAGCAAACACACAAGCCAGUCUGAAAGGACGAGAAUAAUAAGUGGAGUGGAUGGAACAGGACACAGAUUUGCUCAGUUCAUCCCACAAAAGUCACAGAAAACAGAGGUUCUCACUGCUUCAUCUCAGGCUCUAAUCCACACUGCUUCUGUGACCUGCUGUUCUGGUGUCACCUUACUCAGGGGUAUCUGCUUCUAGUGCCAGUAUCUGCUUCUGGUGGUGCUCUAGCCUCUGUGAAGCACAAAGUGAACAUAACUUUACAUGCCUUGACAAUGAGAGGACAAACUUUAGUGGCUGCAGAAGCAGCCCAAAAUAGUCUAGCACUACCCCCGUGGAAACCUGGGUCUCUGCACCAUGUCCCUCCUGGGGAAGUGUCUUCUUACUAUGAUGCUGUGCCUUUGAUUUGUUGAAGAGGAGGGCAGGAAAACAACAUGAGCAAAGAGAGAAAAGGAGGCUGAGAGAUGAGCCCACCUUUGUCCCCUCAAUCACUGUCACAUAUUGGAAGCCUUGUACAUUUGGGUCACUUCAUAAAAACAGUCACCUCUUGUAAAGCAAUCAGUUUUCAAUGACCACAAAAGCUGAAGAUGCCCAGGCUGAGGCACAGAAGUGGUUGACCUGUGCACCCAUUGCCUCUGGCUGCUCACUUGCCCAUGGUGUAUAAUAUCUGGCAUACUAUGUAUUGCUUUUUCUUCAGAGGCUUGAAGAGGUGGCAUUGCUGGGCACAUUGAGCACUAAGAGUGGACAGCUAAGCAGUAGUCACCAAGAGCUCUGUGCAGGAAUCAUGCCAAGCCUAUUAUUCCUCCAUCAGCUGUGUACUGCCUAAACAAUCCUGGGCUAUCUCUAGGAAGAUUUAAAGAGCUGUCUUCUGCCUCCAAGAGUUUCUUUGAUCAUCCUGGGCAGGCAGAGCGCUCUUGUCUGGCUGCUCUCCCAGCAAGAAGGAACAAGAAGUGGAGCUGCUCAGACACCACAGAGGCCCUUCAGGAGUCAAGAGGAGGAGGAAAGCAUCCUUUGAAAUGAGCAAAAGGGGCAUCAGACCCCAGAGAUUCUCCUGGAGAUGAUGAGAGGUAGGAAUGGGGGAGGGCUUGGAGAAAGCCAUUUGAGGCAGGAUGUAGGGAGGGGUGGAUUAGAAGCAAGAAAGGGGUUUGUGGGAGAGGCGUGGUGUGGGGGCAAGAGGAGCAAGGAGGUUGAGUGAUGUGGGAACAGCAUAUGUGUAAAAUUUAGAGGGGAGUGAGGCCAGAGCAGGUGCUGGGGGAGAGCAGGAGAGAACAGAGCAUAGGAAGAGCGUAGUGGGAGCUGAAUGAGGCCUUUGCUGAUGAGCUAUGGUUAAGUUAUGCUGAAAGAGUUGCUUUAAAGCUGCAUAGAAUCUCCCAGAGGAGCAUGCUUGGAGCUGGGUGCUGGUAGUUACCCCUCUCUGGCUUUGGGGCCCUAGGCAAGGAUGCUCUAGGGUGAGAGGACUGCAUGUGGGUCAGGCUUGAGUCCAGAUGGGGACAUUGGGAGCCCACACAGGCAAAGUGCAAGAGCAUGGCUUGAAAGAAAUUGCAGCCUCAUCUACUUUAAGGCCAGAAGAGGUGGCUUUGAUCAUGUCAUCUGACCUGCUAGAGCAUAGGCCAUGGCAGAGUCCAAUGAGAUAAAGCUGAGCUUUGUCUUUUAGGAAGGCAGGCAACAUAUUUGAAUGUCUUUCCUUGAUAGUUUUUCUAACAGUUCAUUCCCUCUAUGGUUUGGAAUCUGCUUUAUUUCUAGAUUCAGUUUUUGAGUUUCAUCUUCUGUUCCCUGAGCCUGCUUAUGCUUUCACCUUCCCAAUUAAGCUAGGUUGUCAGAUCCUUGAUUCAGUAUUUAUGUGCACUGUGAUCAAGCUGUCUCUUUAAUUUCCUUUAAUAAACUUAAUAGACUGAGA
Molecule: messenger RNA, 4014 nt
Organism: Pogoniulus pusillus (Red-fronted tinkerbird)
Lineage: Eukaryota; Metazoa; Chordata; Aves; Piciformes; Lybiidae
Gene: IFT43
Product: intraflagellar transport 43
Exons: 10
Coding region: 163-807 (214 amino acids)
Biological process (GO): intraciliary retrograde transport
Cellular component (GO): intraciliary transport particle A; cilium
Source: RefSeq, a predicted model, not a curated record